This is a messenger RNA of Dioscorea cayenensis subsp. rotundata (Guinea yam), 1143 nucleotides long. RefSeq names its product E3 ubiquitin-protein ligase ATL42-like. The transcript has a single exon. NCBI's taxonomy places the organism in Eukaryota, Viridiplantae, Streptophyta, Magnoliopsida, Dioscoreales, Dioscoreaceae. Bases 1 to 1143 code for a protein of 380 amino acids. The record is from RefSeq and is a predicted model, not a curated record.
AUGUCCACCACCUUCAUCCUCUUCCUCUUCCUCCUUCUCCUCUCCGGCGCCGGAGCUCAGACGCCGGAGUCAUCCCCGAUCAAAUACGGCGUCUCUUUCAGGCCAAGCGUCGGCAUAGUCAUCGGCAUCUUCGCCAUAAUGUUCUCCCUCACCAUCGUCCUCCUCAUGUACGCCAAGUUCUGCCACGUUGCCGCCACCGGCCUCUUCCUCCGGGAAUCCAACUCCGGCGCCGCCUUCCACCAUCUUCUCCACCCAACACAACAACCACGUUUCUCCGGCGUUGACAAGACUCUCAUUGAAUCUCUCCCCUUCUUCCGUUUCUCCUCUCUCCGUGGAUCCCGCGCCGGCCUCGAGUGCGCCGUUUGUCUCUCCCCCUUUACCGACGCCGAGAUCCUCCGGCUGCUCCCCAAGUGCAAGCACGCCUUCCACAUCGACUGCGUCGACCGUUGGCUCGCCGGCCACUCAAGCUGUCCUCUUUGCCGCCAACCUGUAGAUGCUUCCGAUGCUGAGAUCUUCAACCAGUUCUCUCUUAGUUCCCGUUUCUCUCUUCUAAACUCUUCCAGCCGCCGUAGUGAAGGUCAUGAAGAACAACAACAACAACAACAACAACAACAACAAGAAGCGGUGGUGGAGUUGUUUGUUGAAAGAGAUGAAGAAGAGAACAAGCCUGAUCAGUUUUAUCAUAAGUUUAAGCACCGGAUCAUCGUCUCCGACGUGAUGUUCAAGAGCCGGUGGAGUGACGUCAACUCGUCGGACUUGAUGGCUUUGAAUUCGGAGAUGCUUUGCUUUGCGUCGAGCAAGAGGUUUGAUGUGAGUGUGAGUGUGAAGGAUGAGUUGGAGAAGAAGAGGAUGAUGGAGAAAAAGAUGAAGAAGAUGAAUGGCUUUGUUUUGGGUUCCGGUGAUGUCGGUGGUUGUUCUUCUACUGAGUCUUUGAUACCACCAGGGAGUCGGUGCAUGUCGGAGAUCACAAAGGUGGCGAGGUUCGCCGGAGAAAGGUCAGGUGUGAAGGAGGAGGGGGAGGAGCAUGAGAAGAGGAGGCGUGUUUGGUUGCCCAUUGCUCGGAGGACGGUGAAGUGGUUCGCCGGCGGCCGGGAGGAGAGAGUGGAACUAAGAGAUCAUGAGGGAAGAUCAUACAGGGUUUAA